AUGAAUGCCAGUCACUCUUUCCACCCUUUUGUGCCCACUCCCCUGGACCAUUCGAUGCCCCGACUCUAUGUCCCCCAAUUUCUAUGCUUUCAUACAACCACCGCUGAAUCUGCUGUCCAACAUCUCCAUGUCGGAGUCCACCGAUUAUUCAAGAACCUCCCCUUCCUCGCUGGGGAGGUUGUCACCAAUGAAGACACCGGAGGCGUGAGAGUCCAGUCUCCCAGUGUCUCCACCAGGAAUAUCCCCUAUUUGGCCAUCCAAACCCGUCCUGAUGACUAUCUCCCAGCUCGCCAAGAUGCUCAGUCCAACCCACUCGACAGAGACCGGAAGAGGACCAAUCUGGAUGCCUCGUACAGUCCACUUCCAGUGGUCCUUCCCCCCUCCCAGCCCCAACCCAUCAUCCGAUUCCAAGCAAACAUUCUCGCCGACGGGGUUCUCUUCGCCGUCACCUAUCAUCAUGCCAUAAUGGACGGCACCGGAUGCGGAGAGCUUCUGGAAAUGCUGGCUCAGUGUUGUUCUGCUCUGUCGGACGAGGAUGUUUCUCUGCCAACAGACAGUCACACCCAAGAGGUCUUCCGUCAAUACAUCUCCAAUCUAAGCCCUACUACCACCACCACCACAACUACCACAAACAACAAUUACAAAGAGCUCUAUCACCCAGUCAUGAAAUCCACCGACCACAUCCAACAUCCGCCCUUUGCCCUCCGCACUGAACAAUUCACUUUUCCAGCCAAACAAAUCACCACUCUCCGUGAUGCCUGUAACCGUCUCCUCCCAGAACUAACCACCACCACCACCACCACCACCACACCUCUCCCCCAACAAACCCUAUCAUCAAACGACAUCCUCACUGCACUGAUAUCCUUGGCCAUCACACGCACUACCACCCCCAUCAAACCCAACACCCUCACCCUCACCAUGUCCGUCAACCUCCGUUCCCGCAUCCACCCCACAUCCCUAACCCACUACCUCGGAACAGCCAUCACAGCAGUCCGAGUAAACAUCCCCAUUAACCCUACACAACCAACCCUCACUCUCCCCACCACCACCAUCACCACCAUCCCCGACCUAACCUCCCUCACCCAAACCGCCCACCAAAUCCGCACCGCCCUCAACACCCUAACCCGCGAGUCCAUCCCCAAUCUUAUCACACAUAUCCGUGAACGCCGACACGCAGGAGAAGACAUAUGUCUUCAAAUGGGGGAUAUAGUAGUAUCCAGUUGGCGACAUCUCUCGGUGUACGGGAUUGAUUUUGGUCCUGGAUUGGGGAAAAUCACGGGGUUUGAGGUGCAGGAGGGGUUGAUGGAGAGGUUGGUGGUUGUUUUGCCGAGGAAGAGGGAUGGGGAUGGGGAUGGAGAUUGGGAUGUGUGUAUUACGUUGAGUGAACAUGAGAUGGAGGGGUUUAGACGGGAUGGGUUGGUUAGAUGGGUUUUGGGGGAGUAA
Messenger RNA from Aspergillus sclerotioniger CBS 115572, 1443 nucleotides. RefSeq lists its product as uncharacterized. The record is from RefSeq and is a predicted model, not a curated record. NCBI's taxonomy places the organism in Eukaryota, Fungi, Ascomycota, Eurotiomycetes, Eurotiales, Aspergillaceae. The coding region runs from base 1 to 1443 and encodes 480 amino acids. The transcript has a single exon.